CUAGCUUUGCUCAUUCUUCACAACUGCGGCUUAGUACACGUAGGCCGCGCGCGCUAGCUCUUGGUCUAGCUUUAGGUGCACCAGCAGCGCGCGAACGGCGGAUCGAUCAGCUUCGUCUUUCAAUUCUUCUCCACAUCAUCAUUUGCGCCACGUACGUAAAUCGGCUGCUGCGGGAGAGACGACCGGCCGCCGGCGACGCCGCCAUGACCAAGCAAAAGGCAGUGAUCAGGCUUGGCGUAACGAACGACCAGAACCGGUCUAAGGCCAUGCAGCUGGCGUCCCGAUUUCACGGAGUGACCUUGGUGUCGAUCACCGGCGCAGGCAAGGACCAGCUGGAGGUGGUAGGAGAAGACAUCGACAUCCCCUGCCUCGUCAAUUCGCUGCGCAAGAAGGUCUGCCGCUCCGCCGGCAUCGUCGUGGUGGAGGAAGUCAAGGACAAGGCGAAGGUGGAGGAGGAGAAGAAGAAGAAGGAAGAGGAGGAGAAGAAGAAGAAGGCCAAGGAGUUGCAAGAAGCGAUCCAGAAGCACUGCCCGCCGCCGCCGUUCUACGGCGGCCCGCCGUUUCUCUGCGAGGAACAGACAACAGGCUGCCACAUCAUGUGAAGCUGAUGGAUUCUGGCCCGCCGUUUAAAUAUAUACGUAUACUAGUCAGUACCCGUGCGUUGCAACGGGAACAUAUAAUACCAUGAUAACUUAUAUACAAAAUGUGUCUUAUAUUGUUAUAAGAAAAUAUUUCAUAAUCCAUUUGUGAUCCUAGCCAUACAUAAAUUUUGUUAUUUUAAUUUAGUUGUUUCACUACUA
This is a messenger RNA of Zea mays, 800 nucleotides long. RefSeq names its product heavy metal-associated isoprenylated plant protein 4. The transcript is spliced from 3 exons. The coding region runs from base 204 to 602 and encodes 132 amino acids. The record is from RefSeq and is a predicted model, not a curated record. Lineage: Eukaryota; Viridiplantae; Streptophyta; Magnoliopsida; Poales; Poaceae.